GCCUCACCCGCUGGCGUCACGGAGCCCGAGCUCCGCCCAAGGUGUUAAAUUAACUCCUCAGGGCGCCGCGUUCCCCGCCGCCGCUCCUGACUUUCGCGCGGACUCGGCUUCCUGGUUGCGGACGCAGCGGAGUCGCGGCACCGGGCGUCUGUCCCGCGCGCCAUGAGCCCCGCGCGGCCGAGCGUGCUGCCCGCAGUGCUGCGCCUGCUGUCCCUGCUGUCCCUGCUGCUGCCGACGCYUCCGGGUGUCCGGGGUGACUGCGGCCCUCCGCCAGAAGUGCCUAAUGCCCAGCCAAUUSUUGAAGGGAGUACCAGUUUUCCUGAGAAAGCCACAAUAACAUAUAAAUGCAACGAAGGCUUUGUCAAAAUUCCUGGGAAGCCAGACUCAGUGGUCUGUCUUGCCAACAAUCAAUGGUCAGAGUUUAUAGAAUUCUGUAAUCGUAGCUGUGAUGUUCCACCCAGGCUACUUUUUGCAUCCCUCAAAAAGGAUUAUAAUAUGCAGAAUUAUUUCCCAGUUGGUUCCACUGUGGAAUAUGAGUGCCGACCUGGAUACAUGAGGGACCCUUCUCAGUCUGUAAAACUAACUUGCCUUCAGAAUUUAACAUGGUCCAAAGCAGCUGAAUUUUGUAAAAAAAAAUCAUGUCCUAAUCCUGGAGAACUACGAAAUGGUGAUAUCAAUAUCACAACUGGCCUAUUUUAUGGUUCACCCAUCUUCUUCUCAUGUCACACAGGGUAUAGAUUAGUUGGCGCAUCUUCUAGUUACUGUACUCUUUUUGACAGAACUCUUAAAUGGAGUGAACCAUUGCCAGAGUGCGUAGAAAUUUACUGUCCAGAACCAAUCCAAAUUGACAAUGGCUAUAUUCAAGAGGAAUACGAAGUUUACGUAUAUAGACAGUCUAUAACAUAUGGAUGUGAUAAAGGAUUCACCCUGGUUGGAAAGAGCUCCAUUUAUUGUACUGUCAAAGAAAACGAAGGAGAAUGGAGUGACCCGCCACCUCAGUGCAUAGGAAAAUCCUCAGGUUCCAAGCCUUCACCGACAGCUCAGAAGCCCACCACAGUCAGUGUACCAGGUACAAGAGUCCCACCGACACCCCAGAAGCCCACCACAACCAGUGUACCAGCAACACAGCGCCCAUCUGUUCCCAAAGCAACCACGAGUUUUCAUACAACAAGAGUAACGGAAAGAAAAGAAACUUCUCCUUCAGGUGCUGUCAGUCUUAUAUAUGGACUUGUUGCUGCUGCUAUAAUAAUUGGUAUCCUAAUUCUAGUCAAAAUUUUCUGGGACUAUGGAAAAUCAGGCUCUUAUAACACAUAUGAGAACAACAAAGCAGUCAAUGUUAUGUUUCAUAAUUUAAGUGAGACUGAUGAUACCUCAGAAGUCAGACAUUCUGAUAAAUUAUAAAAGGUUGUCUGUAGGAGAUAAUCAUUGAUUUUUGGGCACACAUAUAUAACUUUGACAGUUUUGCUUGUGACGCUAGGAACCAUUGGCUAUCUGACUUAGCCAAAGAAGAGUUAAGAAGAAAGUGUACUCAUGUACACAGAAUACUUGUAGUUUGUUAGAACAUUCUGGAGAAGUGGAUACAAUAAAUGCAGUAGUUCUCUAUGUUUUACAUGUUAUUCUUGUGUUGAAGGUGUAUUGGGAAUGUUAACAAAGCAAGGACAAAAGAGUGUGUCUGGAAUCACGUUCCCAGUAUACCUAAGGCCUCUUGAGAAUAGAACAACUCCCAGAAUGGAGGGUGAUCACUUCUAAAAGUGUAGGGACAUGUUCAGAGGUUUGUUCCUAUUUAGACUG
Urocitellus parryii (Arctic ground squirrel) is the source of this 1791-nucleotide messenger RNA. It is a transcript of the gene Cd55, whose product is annotated as CD55 molecule (Cromer blood group). The record is from RefSeq and is a predicted model, not a curated record. NCBI's taxonomy places the organism in Eukaryota, Metazoa, Chordata, Mammalia, Rodentia, Sciuridae.